UAAAAAGCUAACGUUAGCAGGGGGAGGGUCUGUUUUGUGUAGAGUAAACAAGAUAAAGCCAGUUACAGUAACAACUGGCGAAGUCCUGGCGAAACGGAGCAGCGCUACUUUCACAGACCAAAAAUGCAGUCUGUGGUCAAACAAAACCUCCAUUCAGAGACUGAAGGAGACAUCAACAAGCUCAUCAACCUGAAGCUCAAUGCAUCCUACGCCUACCUGGCUCUGGGUAUGUAUUUUGACAGGGAUGAUGUAGCCCUGCCGAAAUUCUCUACUUUUUUCCUGGAGCGCUCGGUGAAGGAGAGGGAACAGGCUGAGAAGCUGCUGGAAUAUCAGAACAUGAGAGGAGGACGGAUUUUGCUUCAGACCAUUGCCAAACCAAGUAGAGAGGAUUGGAGAGGUGGUCUGGACGCAAUGUCCUUUUCCCUGGACUACCAGAAAUCCAUGAACACGUGUAUUCUUGAUGUGCACCGCAGAGCUGGUGUGUGCUCUGACCCUCAUCUAUGUGACUUCCUCGAGCAGCACUUCCUCACCGACAGCCACGACACCAUCAAGAAGCUUGGCGAUUAUGUUGGCAGUCUGACCCGCAUCACAGCUUCUGAGACACACGGCCCUAUGGGAGAAUACCUCUUUGAUAAGCACACUCUGUAAAGGUCACUCCGGUACAGUUAAAUAAGCUCCACAUUUAAAAGAAUAUAUUGAGUUCAGAGGGCAUAUCCCUCACACACUGUGCUCUACUCCAUUACAAAACGUACAAUAUUUUUACCGUUUACGAGUAACAUCUUGUACAAAUGGUGCGAGAAAAGGUCAAAGCAAAAUAACAAAAAAUACCUCAAUUUUUCUUGAAAAACAACACUCAGAAAAUAAUGUUCUCAUUAAGAUGGUGCUAAAACUACCAUUUUCCUCAGCUGUUAAAAUGAGGCACUCGUCCAUUUCGACUCAGUUGUAUCAUGUGUCAUGCAUUCCACUUGUCAGAGGUUUUAACAUUCACCAAUAUUUUUUAAAAUGAGUCAAAUAAUUUAAAGAUUUGGAAUAUCACUGAACAGUUGAAUAAAGCCAGAUUUUGCUGACAAA
This is a messenger RNA of Plectropomus leopardus (leopard coralgrouper), 1071 nucleotides long. RefSeq names its product ferritin, lower subunit. The record is from RefSeq and is a predicted model, not a curated record. NCBI's taxonomy places the organism in Eukaryota, Metazoa, Chordata, Actinopteri, Perciformes, Serranidae. Gene Ontology annotation, molecular function: ferrous iron binding; ferric iron binding. Gene Ontology annotation, cellular component: cytoplasm. Gene Ontology annotation, biological process: intracellular iron ion homeostasis; iron ion transport.